This is a messenger RNA of Gymnodraco acuticeps, 570 nucleotides long. RefSeq names its product guanylate cyclase activator 1C (gene guca1c). Gene Ontology annotation, molecular function: calcium sensitive guanylate cyclase activator activity; calcium ion binding. Lineage: Eukaryota; Metazoa; Chordata; Actinopteri; Perciformes; Bathydraconidae. The transcript is spliced from 4 exons. Bases 1 to 570 code for a protein of 189 amino acids. The record is from RefSeq and is a predicted model, not a curated record.
AUGGGGGCCGCAUACCCCACCUUGGAUGAUAUCCUGGAGGAGGACAUGCAUCAUUGGUACACCAAAUUCAUGAAGGAGUCCCCUUCAGGACUCAUAACGCUCUUUGAGCUCAGGACUAUGCUCGACAUGAACGGAAUGACAGAGGAGGCCAGCAGCUAUGUGGAACAGGUCUUCCUUACCUUUGACAUGGAUAGGGAUGGCUAUAUAGACUUUGUGGAAUACAUCGCAGCAAUUAGUUUAUUGCUAAAAGGAGAAAUUAACCAGAAACUCAAGUGGUACUUCAAGCUCUUUGAUCAGGAUGGAAAUGGGAAAAUUGACAAGGAGGAAUUAGAGACCAUAUUCAAGGCUAUUCAAGAUAUCACCAGAAGUUAUGACGUCCCUCCAGAAGAAAUUGUAACUCUUAUAUAUGAGAAGAUUGAUGUCAACGGAGAAGGUGAGCUGACCCUGGAGGAGUUCAUCAGUGGAGCCCACGAACAUCCCGACAUCAUGGACAUGCUUGGCAAGAUGAUGGAUCUUACAAACGUCUUGGAAAUUAUCCUGAAUGGUCAACUGAAGAGAGCUAUAAACUGA